Messenger RNA from Periophthalmus magnuspinnatus, 3522 nucleotides. RefSeq names its product zinc finger, matrin-type 4a (gene zmat4a). NCBI's taxonomy places the organism in Eukaryota, Metazoa, Chordata, Actinopteri, Gobiiformes, Gobiidae. The record is from RefSeq and is a predicted model, not a curated record. Gene Ontology annotation, molecular function: nucleic acid binding; zinc ion binding. Gene Ontology annotation, cellular component: nucleus. The coding region runs from base 116 to 898 and encodes 260 amino acids. The transcript has 7 exons.
GUCCGACCGUCACAGAGGCUGCCAGCACCAGUCUCUUUGUGCCCUCCCCCUGGCUCCGUGCGCAUCCUCUCCCGGCUCGGAUCCCCCUUCACCGUCUCCCGCUCUCCGCCGGUUCAUGGAUUAUAUUGUGUCACUCCAAGUGCAGCAUCAACUGGCGGUGUUCCCCACUCACUACUACCAGGGCUAUAGCGUGGAGUUACAGAUGAAGUCUACAGAGGUGGACCAAGGGCUAUUCACAGACAGCUACUGCAAAGUGUGCAGCGCCCAGCUCAUCUCCGAGUCUCAGAGGGUCGCACACUAUGAGAGUCGGAAACACGCCAACAAAGUGCGUUUGUACUACAUGCUCCACCCAGUGGACGGAGGCUGCCCUGCCAAGAAACUACGAACAGACAAUGGCAGCGACGACGGCGACGUGGACAAGAACAAGUGCUGUACCCUGUGUAACAUGUCCUUCACAUCCGCCGUAGUGGCUCAGUCGCACUACCAAGGCAAGAUCCACGCUAAGAGGCUAAAGCUGUUACUUGGAGAGCAGCCCGCCAUCACCAACAAAGACUCCUCCCCCAGCCCGGUGAAGAGCUCCCCCGACUCCUCCCCCCUCACCUCGCCCCGGCAGAGACGCGACUCGGACCGGUACUGCCAGCUGUGCAACGCCUGGUUCAACAACCCCGGGAUGGCCCAGCAGCACUACGACGGCAAGAAGCACAACAAGAAUGCAGCCCGGGCCGACCUGCUCGAGCAGCUGGGCAAGACUCUGGACAUGGGCCAGAUGAAGGGUCUGAAGCGGAGUUACUCGUGUGAAGUGUGUGGGGUGACGUUGAACUCGGUGGCCCAGUACCAUGCACAUCUGCAGGGCUCCAAGCACCAAAACAACCUGAAGAACCAGAUUUGUGUCCAGUGAGCAGCGUCCAGCUCCGAACCACCAACACUUUUAGGAUUGAUGUCAAAAACAAGCUGCCCUGGUCCAGCUUGUCCCGCCUCCUCCUGCCUCCUCGCUCUCCUCAGCGCCACCCACGAUUCGCUGUCUCUCUCCUCACUCUGUGUUUGAACAAGAACAAAAAUCAAGACUUUUUUUUUUUAAUACACCACUGUUGCCCCUGGUGUCCAAAGUCUAUUUGUUGGAUUUUUCAAUACAAACUUUGAGACAGUCCAUCCUUCUAAAUGCAUGGACUCCACUCAACGCUCUUCACAAGAUGCUUACUGUCUAUGGGACUUUUAACUGGGUAUAUGAGGGUAGCUUUAUAACUAAUUUUGUGUUUACUUGAAUAAACAUAUUAAAUGUGUUGUUCAUUUCUAUGAGAAAUACAUUGUCUUUUGACGUGAGAUGUGCAUGUUUCAGUUUGAAGCUAUGUGCGUGCUUCAUUUUCAUUUCAAAACUUGUGUGUUUUUUUUAUUGGGUGCCACUUGGUCAUAAAAAUGGAUAUUGCAAAAAUACUUUUCAAAGGAUGUAAAUAAAAAGGCUAGCCAAGCAGGUAUAUGCAUUUAGUUUAUAAAUUUAGAAAAUAUAUAUGACAAAAUGUAACUCUUGUGAAUAAUAUAUCAUUUUUGGUCAGUCGAGUAAGUUGGACAGAAAACAUAAUAUAUUUCAUUCCUUUCGCCUCAGAGAAUUCAAAUAAAAAUAUAAAAAAUCUUGAAAUGAAAACUCUAGUGUGGACAUAGCCUCAGUGAUGGCAAUAAUGGCACUGCUUGGACCAUGCUGUACAAUGGCUUGUAGCUAUAAUAAUGUAUGUGGGCAGAUUUAUGUGUUACCUUAUCACUCUUAUAGUUAUUAAUACAAUACAGCAUUUUGCCAUGUAGUCUUACCAACCUCCUGUUCGUGGUAUUCAUAUAGGAAAGGAAAUGGAAAAUAAUACAAAAUGAAUAAAAUAUAGACAGACAAGUUCUGAGUUCCUUUAAAGACUGGAGGUCCAAAGAUGCAGCCUUGUGGUACACCGUUUUCUUUAAAGUGGAAUUAAACUCUAAAUCAACUUGUUUUGCUACUCAACUGUGUAUAUGGUAUUUUGAUAUCAGUCGCUCACUUUUUUGGGGCAAUUUUAAUGAAAACUAGCUAUAUUUGCAGCUUUGUGAUUAAAAAACGGUUAAAAACUGAGCAUGUGCUGCCUCCUGUGGCCACUGCGAUUUCUAGUACCACGUGACAUCGCGCAGGAUUGAUUAAAGUCACGUGUUUCUGAUCACAAACUCCUGGCUGCAGGGGUGGAGUUUUAGACCAAUCACACGGUUGGUUGUAUCUCCAGACCCGCCCCCUUUUCCCACCUCUAUUUGAAAUGUGAUUGUGGACCAAGUUUAGGUGUUUAGUCCCACUUUUAACUGAAAACGACAUUCUGGACUUGAAAAUACACGUUUACAAGGCCAAAUUCUUACUUGAAAUUUGUUGUUUUGUGUUAUUAACAAAAGAGUGAUGAGGUAUGCGACGUACGGAAGAGGUAUUUUAAGUAGAAUUUUCUAAAGCUUCUAUAUUUUACCGAUGUGCACAGCCUGUAAAUGGUCAGUAUUAUAGAUAAUGAAUAGGUUAUAUUGUUUUGUUUGGUCCUCAUCUCAGGGAGGUGCUGGGAAGCUACAUUCAUUCCACUGUAGAGCCUUUAAAAUAGAUAAGAGAUAAAAUAAUUGAAAAUGUUAGUUACCAUAAAGAAGUAUUGUUCAUGCGGAGUGUGUGUAUAUAAAAGUCAUCAAGCAUAACGUUGUAGCAUUCGUGUUACAUGUUGAAAUAUUAAAAGCACUGAAUUGAAUGAGUAAAAUAUUAUGGAGAACUGUUUGAUAGAUUUGCAGAUUGUUUGGUUAAUUUUAGUUCUUUGCAACAUAAAGCGAUCAGCCAUGACAAGACCUCAUGAUGAUGUUACGGAACUUUUUUUUUUGUCCGUUUGUUUAUUACAUACUAUUGUGUAAAAGAGAUAAUUUUACCUUCACUGUGGUAUUGAAAUUGGUAUUGAGUAUUUCCCUAGUAUUGAGUUUGAAAUUUUGAUAUUGUGUCAAUUCCACAGUCGGGUGAAGUAAAUAGAGCCAGUGUAGUCCUGGGAUAGACCUCGGUUAUUCCUGGUUUUGUUCAGGUUUAGUCUUUUCUGUGUCGGUAUCUAUCCAAUGUGCUUAAGACCUGGUUCGAUCCUGGGUUAGCACUGGUUUAGUCCUGGUUCAUGUCUGGUUUAGAGCAGGUCUUGCAGGGCGUUUUCAGUCUCCAGUGGUCAGUAUUAGAGAUGGUCAAGGUGUUUAUAAAGUCGUACCUGAUCAUUUUGUAUUAGGCCUAUACAUAUUUUCACUGCCUUCAUGUUUAUCUCAUCAAGUAAAGUUGUUUGAUCUGCAAAGUUCUAAAAAAAAAUGGGCUAAAAAUGUCCGACUUGGUUCUUGGGUCUUGUAUCAGAAAAAAAAAAAAACAACACACUGAAACAUUAACACCUUUACGUUCUUUAUUGGCUGAUGUCAGUGCCGCCGGAAGACGACGCCCAUUUCUAAAGAUGUGUUUUUUACAGAAUAAUUCAAAGUGCACGAAAUGAACUGUCAAAAAAAUGACUUCCCCAAAUCUCAUCUGGACAA